Pyrus x bretschneideri (Chinese white pear) is the source of this 708-nucleotide messenger RNA. RefSeq names its product pollen-specific protein C13. The record is from RefSeq and is a predicted model, not a curated record. The coding region runs from base 7 to 495 and encodes 162 amino acids. Lineage: Eukaryota; Viridiplantae; Streptophyta; Magnoliopsida; Rosales; Rosaceae. The transcript has 2 exons.
CAGAAAAUGGCCGCAAUGGCGAAAGUGUUUCUGCUAAUUACUCUGUGCGUGCUUCCGGCUCUGGCCGCCGCCACGCGUCCCAUGAGAACCCCGUUCACGGUGGAGGGAAAGGUGUACUGCGACACUUGCCGCGCUGGGUACGAGACCAAGGCCAUCACCUACAUUGCCGGUGCCAAGGUUAGACUGGAAUGCAGAGACAAGAACAGCAUGGCACUCCUGUACACCAAAGAAGGGACAACCGACUCAGCAGGUUGCUAUAAGAUCCCAGUUGCAGAGGACCAUUUGGACCAAUUCUGUGAUGCAGUCCUUGUUAGCAGCCCUCAGAAGGACUGUGCAACAGUUUCCCCAGGGCGCGAGCGUGCACGUGUCAUCCUCACCGCCAACAACGGUAUUGCUUCGUACAAUCGGUUUGCCAAUGCUAUGGGUUUCAUGAGGACCGAAGCCUUGUCUGGCUGCACCCAGAUUCUCAAGGAAUUGCAGGAGCUUGACGAGUAGAUGUUGGCUUGAGUUUCCUAGUAUGUGUCUAGUUUUAAAACCUUGCUUGGUUCACGCUGGUAAUGUUUGCUGUUAUUUGAUGGCUUGUUAUCUCAACACCUGGUGAUUUCUUGAUUUUAUUUGCCAAUAGACUCUUUAAAUUAUGUUUCAUGGCUCUUCUGGACUUGAAAGUAGGGUUUCUUCUGUUAUUUAAUAAUAUUAGUAAUUGAUUAA